AAGCAACAACAUGGCGGACGGUGAACACCUUACUGAUGCAGAGCUUGUUGCCGAGUUACAGCAGUUUGGGGAAAAGGUUCAGAUGCCAAUAAAAUAUAAUAAACGCCCCAUUCUUUUAAAAAAGUUAAAUCACUAUAGAGCCAGGAGCAAAGUGUCGCCUUCUAAAAUUCAACCAAAACUUAAUUCUAAGCAAGCCAAGACACAGUCGUCGUCGGCUGAUCGAUCAAAUAAUUCGUUUUUGAAUAUACCGGUAAACAAUCAGUUACCACCCCCAACUGCAUCUUUAGCAUCAGCACCUAGAGCCUCUCAUUCGUUUGGACUAGAGCGACCUGGUAGUUAUAAUCUUGGAACUUUAAGUUCAGAUGACAGUGAUGCUGAUACUGUUCCUAGUUCAUUUCCCCAUGGUUCACAGGCAAGUUCAAAUGAGUCAAAUCAUAUGAAUUUUAAAACCAGCAUUAGAGACACAUCUAGAAUCUCAAAUGUCUCAGACAAUGUUCUCAGAACAUUGAGACGACGGACUGCAGAAUUACCACCAAGACUUACACGAAGAACUCAAAUUUUUGAGCUAAGCCAUGAAAAUGGAGCUAAUGAGAGCAUCAAUGGUGGCAGUGAUGAUGAAAUUCCUGUUCCAUCGCCUGCAAGAUCAAGACUUUAUCCCAAUUUAAGUAAAUUGACAAGCUUUUCCUCAACUUCAAAUAUUGAACCGGACAAAUUUGAAUCAUCAGAUUCUGAUCUAGAUGGUAGUUCAUAUAUGGUUGAAAACAAAUCAUGCAACACGUCUUUUAAAAAUGUUAGCCGUGACUCUGACGCUAAUAAGGGACCAGGAACCAGCCAAAGCUUUGGAUAUCCUUCAUCAAGUUCAAGAAAUACUUCAUCUUUAUCUGAUUCUUCAUCGUUCCAUCAAAGGACCCUUCCACAUAGAAGAUAUGCUAAUGCACCUCAUAGAGUGCAGCAGUACAAGUCAAGAUGCAUAGAGCACUUGCCACAUUUGUUAGUGGCGAUAGCAGUUCUCUUCUUUGUAGGAUUAUCAGUCACUUAUAUUGUGAUACACAAAGACUACUUCUUCUCUUGGUUUUCUUCACCAAAUUAUAUGGGUAAGGUAUGAAUUAAACUUUAUAAAAAAAUACAAAGUAGGCCUACAGCAGACAUCUUCGUCUUCAUAUUUUAAGUUUAAGAGAGUUUAGAUAGGCACCCAAAUAACCAUUGGGGAGAAUGUUAGGUCAGCUUUUCUUUUUUCUCAUUAAGAUAAUUUUUAUAAACCGAAAUAAUAAUUGAAUGGCAGGGCUCCCACACAGUCAGGAGAACUGGACUUAGUUGGAAAUUCAUAAAUAAUGGUCAAGAAAACUGGGAAAAUGCCAGGGCAUGCUAGAGUCUCUAGUAGAGAGGAGAUUUUCCUGACAGUCAGGAAUUUUCUAAUUUUUAAAAAAUAAUAAUAAAUUUGGAUGUUAUGAAGAUUGACAAUAAUUACAGAUCUCAUCUAUUUUUUAGCCCUCUUGUUAUGAAAAGAACUUUGCGGCUUAAUCUGUGCAUGAUGAACCUUCAAUUAUUUACCGAAUUAUUGUAUACAGAAUACAAGAAUAGAGUUAUAUAAUAGCUACUUUCAUUGCAGAUUGGGGAAGAGCAAAAACUUAAAAACUUAAUUUACGACAAAAAAGACCUUUGAUGCAACUUAGUGCAAAAAAAAACAUAAUCAAUGUCAUGAAUAACAAUAGGAUCUAUUUUACCUGUUUUGGAAGUGUAAAGUUGUAAAGCUGUAUUUUGUUGACUAGUUGAUCAUUGAUGGUAUAAUGCUUUUUAUCAAUGAAUUGACUUUUUGAAAAUCUAGAUGGUUUUAAAAUGAAGUGAUUAUACGCAGUCGGCUGCGUAUAACCCUGAGAGUUAUACGCAGACGGCAAGUCACGUGAGGUCUAUAUACUUCCUGUGUUACUGUAUCGAUUGAUAAAGGUAUAUCGUUAUCAGGGUGACUGGGUGGUCGAAUGGUAUAAACUGAGCGAACCUCAAAUUGGUGGUCUGGAGUUCAGUUCCACCCAAAGGCCAGUCAAGAAUGUAUAAUACGUGUUAGUUGUCAUGUUUGUUCUCGAGAAUAAAGCAAAAACAGCUAGGCUUAUUGUUUUACUUUUGUUUUGGCUAAAAAAUCUUAAAACAUGAUACGAAUUAACUUGACCAAUGUAACGUUAACAAUGUUAUUCUUAUACUUAUAAUUAUCAUAAUAUAUGCUUGUGUUGUUAACUAAUUUUGUGGCAAAUAAAAAAAUGUUUCUCUGGUACAGUAAUUAUAAUCAAGGGUGGAGAGGAGCAGAAAAAAAUAGAUGUUGGGGCAUUGGGUUCUGUAGAGGGAGAACACAGUUAUAGUUUUGCAUGGAUGCUGAAAACUGUUAAAUUUAGGUCACCAAAAAAAAAAUAUAAAUGAUAUAAUUUUUUUUAAAUAAAUAGAAUGUAUUUCCUGAAUUAGCCAGUAAAACCAACCACAUAGUCAUAGUAUGGCAAUAUAAAAACCUAAUCAAUCAGAAUACAGAACUAGACUUAAACCAUGGAAAUGCCUUAUGGCAUAAUCAUCUUCUUAGUCUUAGACUCUAAAAUUAUAAUAUAUAAGAUACAAACAAUAAUACUAAUAAUAGCACUAAUACUAUUACUAUCAUUCGGUAUUAUUAAAAUUAAUUCAAUUAAAAUUUUACGUUAAACACAUUAAAAGUUAUAGUUCAAAACAACCCAUAAUGCAGCUAAUAACGCAUAAUACUUUUUUUAAAGUGCCAAACUAGUGGUAAUAAACAUUAUUUGGCUAAAUUCCCAACGGACUGCGUAUAACCCUGAGCGUUAUACGCAGUUGGCUGGGAAUAACUCUUAGGGUUAUGCGCAGCCGACUGCGUAAAACGCUUCCCGUUUUAAAAUGACUUUUUGAUGUUUUUAUACAUUUUAUCAGAUUUGUGCAAGACUCUAGACUUGUCGAUUUUUACUGGUCAUUUGUAGUUUUCAGUCAUUAUUGUUGACACAAUGACAUGGAUGCCACAUAAACAUAACUACACAACAAUAAUUUCUAUGCUACGAUUACUUCAAUAUUUUGAUAUGUUGUAACAAACCUUAAAAUAAAUUUAAUUUGUUACUGUUUGUAUGUAUUCCUUAUUUGGGUAUGUCUCGACAACGCGUAACAUGAUGUGCCACAUGUUUCUUGGGUGUUCAAAUCAAUUCUUUAACUUGCAAAGAUUUUUAAGUAGAAGGGCAGUGCAUUCAAAUCCAGAUUUUAAAAAAAAUUGCCUAGUUCUUAUUAAGAAUAUGAUGAUGACUUGUGCUUAGUAUCAUGUAGAUAAGGUUAUCCUUGCAUUAAGAGCACAAUUUUUGUUGCUUUACAGAUCUUAAACUGAUUUAGUGGUAAAACGACUUAUAUUUUGAAUGGGAAUUUGAAGUAACAAGUAUCUGACUUGUUAUUCUUGUGUCAUAAGCCUUAAUGAAUAUUUUUUUUUUUCAGGUUCAGAUGACAUAUUACUUCAGUGUCUUGAUGGAGAUUACUCAGAGUCAGAGGUGAUAAUUAAUUUAACAAAACCAUCAAUUUACAUAAAAAUUCUUUAAAUUUUUCUCUUUUUCUUUUAUUGUUUAUAUGAGCCAUAUAUUGCUCAGGCUUUCGUUUAACAUUUUACAAUGUACAAAAAUAUUUGUAUAAUCUGUAAAAAGCAUAUUUCCAAGAUGUACAGUAAUUUUUUUGUAUUUUACAAAUAAGGCUUCCCCAAAAAUGUGGAAAAAAAGUUUGUCUUAAAAUGUAUGUCCAUGAAGCCCAUUUUUAAAAAAACUCAGUGGAUAGAAAGGGGUGUGCCAAAAAUAUUUUACACCAACACACAUUGGCACCUCACUAGGAAAGAAUAAAAAUGCCAUAAGAAGAGGAUGGAAAGCUAAUUGCGAGUACUUACUUGAAUUUAGUUUCCCUUUUGCUAAAUCCAUGAGUAUGUUUAGCUCUGUUUUUUAUCACUAUAAUUUUUUUCUGUGUUGCCAAAUUCUCCAGUUUAAUCAUGUGUUUUAAUUGCAUUAGAAAUUCUGCUGGGUUUUUUUUUUCUUUAAUUAAUGAAUUCAUAAAUCUUCCUUAUUAUGUCUGAGGUAACCUGGCAGUGCAGUACUUUUUUUUUUUUGAAUUUCUGUUUAAAUAAGAUAAAAUUCCUGUAUUCCCAAAACCAUUAAAUAAUCGUUUAAAAAUGAAUUAAUUGUAAAAAAUAAUAUUGCAGAUAAUUAUUUCAUGAUAACACAAUAACACAAAAAUAUAACAUUGUAGCCAAAUUUAUCAUGUAUUGUUUUUUUAUUUGAAAGAAUGCUUCACUUACCAACUUUUUUCUAUUGUUAUUUUUAAAGGAUUGCUAUGAAAAAGAAGAAAUUGACAUUGCACUUGAUGUCAUCAAAGGAUUGUUCACUCAACUGAGUGUCAGAAAAGGUAAGCGAGGAAAUAUGUUUCAUGCGAUCAGUAAAAUUACUUAGUCUUAGUGUUAUCCAACAUAAUUACAUUGUGUGUAUAAUUUAUUUAAUGUCAGAAUAAGAAAACAAAAAAAGUAAAAGCAGGACUUUAAAAAAAUCAGAAUUUUCUGUUACUCUGUUAGGUAUUUUGUAAAGAAUCUUGGAUACAAUACGGUACUAAUUUAUGCAGGUGUAAUAAAGAAAUAGCUAUUUUUAUAUCUUUGAGCCUAUGAGAGUUCUUUACUCACUUUAAAAUAUAAUUCUGUAUAGGUGAAGUACUUUGUAAUUUUGUCAAGUCAGAAGCCACGCUAAAAGCAACAGUUCUACGAACUCAAAUUAUGAGCAAGUAUGCACAGAAGGUGAGUUUUUAUUGAUUUCUUCAAAGCCAAUCAAAUAUGAGAUUAUGUCAAAUGUGAUUUCUGGAUUUUAAAUUUCUUUUUUUUUUUUUAACUAUUUUGAAAAAGUUUAAGCAUCUAGAGAGCAUUUCUUCAGCUUCUGUUUUAAAUAAAUGAAUUCAUUUUUCUAUCAAUUCUGUCGCCUGAUUUUAAUAGACAUUUGUGUUUUUAUGUUGUAAUUUAAUUUCUUUGGGGAUUUCAGUAUUGUUUACAUCAUAAUGUUUGAUUUAAUUAGUUCAUCUAAAUAAAGUUCAGUAAUGUCUACAUAUCUAAAUAAAGCAUUUCAGUUUUGUUGACAUCAUAAUGUUUGAUUUAAUUAGUUCAUCUAAAUAAAGUUCAGUAAUGUCUACAUAUCUAAAUAAAGCAUUUCAGUUUUGUUGACAUCAUAAUGUUUGAUUUAAUUAGUUCAUCUAAAUAAAGUUCAGUAAUGUCUACAUAUCUAAAUAAAGCAUUUCAGUUUUGUUGACAUCAUAAUGUUUGAUUUAAUUAGUUCAUCUAAAUAAAGUUCAGUAAUGUCUACAUAUCUAAAUAAAGCAUUUCAGUUUUGUUGACAUCAUAAUGUUUGAUUUAAUUAGUUCAUCUAAAUAAAGUUCAGUUAUGUCUACAUAUCUAAAUAAAGCAUUUCAGUUUUGUUGACAUCAUAAUGUUUGAUUUAAUUAGUUCAUCUAAAUAAAGUUCAGUAAUGUCUACAUAUCUAAAUAAAGCAUUUCAGUAUUGUUGACAUAAUAAUGUUUGAGUCAAUUAGUUCAUCUAAAUAAAGUUCAGUAAUGUCUACAUAUCUAAAUAAAGCAUUUCAGUAUUGUUGACAUAAUAAUGUUUGAGUCAAUUAGUUCAUCUAAAUAAAGUUCAGUAAUGUCUACAUAUCUAAAUAAAGCAUUUCAGUUUUGUUGACAUAAUAAUGUUUGAUUUAAUUAGUUCAUCUAAAUAAAGUUCAGUAAUGUCUACAUAUCUAAAUAAAGCAUUUCAGUAUUGUUUACAUAUCUCAGUGGAGCUGUUCAGUUGUAUUCACAUAUCUAUGUUUCAAAAUAAAGCAAGUCUGUAUUGUCUCGUUAUCUACUUUAAUUAUUUAUUCUAAAUAAUGCAGUUCCCACAUUAUGUGUAGUAUAAAUUAAAGGAGUGUGUUUUAUGAUUUCCUUUUUUCUUACAGAAUGUUGAAAGAAUUUUUAAUUGCAGCCUGGAUCAUAUCUUGGUCAAUCCUCAUUGGAAUAUAAAGUAGGAUUAAUUUACAUGAAGUUUGUUAAUGAUCAGCAUUGAUUCAUGGAAUCAUCUAUAAUUUUUAAAACAGAAUGUUAACUUCAAAAAGUUUAUCCAUAAGACUAUAAUGUGACUUUGUCUGUAUGUUUCUUUUAAUCAUUGACAACAGAUAGGUAAAGUUUGAUGAUAACUAAUACUUAUACUGAACUCAUUUUUUCAUAUAUAUUUUUCUAGAGUUCUGCAAGAUAACGGAUCUGAAGCUGAUAAAAAGUCAGAUAUUUAUUUCCUGGAGUCAAGUGUGGCAUCAAUGACACUGUGGUGUCGCCUGGUUAGAUCUUUAAAUCAAGUUCUGUAUGGGAUAUUUGUUGUCAUUACUGGUUGGUCAACUUUUUCAAAUUUUCCUUUAAAUUCUUUGUCCUAUUAACUAUUGGCGACGUCUAACUUAAAUUUUUAUUUUUAAAGUCGUGUCAAUUUAGAUCUAUAUUUAGAUUUAUUGGUGGAUCAAGUUAGAUCUAUAUUUAGAUUUAUGGGUGGAUCAAUUUAGAUCUAUAAUUUACUUACCUCUGUGUUUUGAAUGUUCAUUUUUGUGAUUGACUUUUAAAGCAUUAAAAUAUAGCGUGAAUUUUACAAAAUUAGUAUAUAAUAUAUCUUAAUGUUUUUUUAACAAUGGAGUUUUUUGUCACUUUGGAAAAGGCUGAAUUUUGAUGAUGUUUAUUAUUUUAAAUAAUAGCCAUUGUCUUUUCAUCGAAAUUUCAGUCAUUGGAAUCAUCUUCCUGCUAUCUGUUUACAUCCAAUACAAGCUCAGGCGACGAGAGAACGAACAGAAAGAAGUUUACAAUAUGGUUGAAAAAAUCAUUGGUAAGUCAAGAAUGAAUAGUUUUGAAAUUAGAUUUGAUUUAUUUUACAUUAAUUAAAUGAUAACUGAAAUUCCAGAUAUCAGUUGUGAAACCUAUAUAUGGUUGUUAAAUUUAUUGUAACUUUUCAUCCUGUGUGUGUGAUUAAAGGUGAUGAUAGUUAUCUAAAUCUUAAUACUAAGUCAACUGUCAACUCUUACUGCCACCCUCUUCGCAAUGAAGUAUCAAGUACAAUUUUACACACUAUGCACUUUAAUUCCAUGAAAUACAAAUAACUAAUCCUUUGAACAAUAAUAAUAACAUCAGUAACAUAACAGGAUAAAUGGCUCCAAGUAUAUAUAUAUGAUCACUCCUUAUUCAUACAUUAAAAUCUAUGCCCACCUUCUUCAAAAUGUCUGCUCUUGUCCACACUUCCAUCUCAUACAAAAUCUUCCUACCAAUUAACAAAGUCCCCUAGCUUCAUGCUACCAUCAAAUAUCCUUCUGCUCAGUCUUUUGUGUGCAAAAAUCAUGAAUGUCAUGUAUAAACGCAAGUUUUGCAGUUUUUUUUUUUUUCAUUUUUGUAAAAACCAGACUUAUAAAUAAUAUUUAACAAACAGACUUAAAAACUAAUCAAUAUACAGUGAUGGCGCCCUACAGGUUCUUAAAAAUAUGAACGCUUAACAAAACAUUUGAUGAAUUAUAAGAAAAUUGAAAAUAAAUAAACAGAAUAUGCUCCAAAAGACCACAUACUAUUUGUAAAUUUUGGGAUCUGAGUAUAAUGUAAAAAAACAGGUACUCGCUUCGUGUGUGUAACAUCUUGAAUAUUACCACCUAAAAUAAUAACAGCAGCUUGGAAUGGUAUAUGUUACAUGUAUUCUUCUAUAAAUAUCAAUCAACAAGUUUUUGUAAAUUCUGAUUGCAGUUUCAUAACUGAUUAUAACAUUGGUCAAGGGUAGAUCCAAACUAUUAAAUGAGAGCUGCUCUGACUGUCCUAACAAUUCUAAAUAUAUUUAUUUCAACUGCUGCUAUUGAUCUUAAGAAGUGUCAAUCUGACCUUAUUAUGUGGUACAGCUGGGAAUGCAUUGUAAAAAAAAAAUAAUAAUAAUAACUCAUUUGCCAUAAGAAAAGGUAUUAGUGUACCCACUUUAAAUACAUUGGGUAGAAAAGUCUUUUGUUGCGUUUAAAUACAUUGGGUAGAAAAGUCUUUUGUUGUCUUUAAAUACAUUGGGUAGAAAAGUCUUUUGUUGCGUUCAAAUACAUAUUGUAGAAAAGUCUUUUGUUGCCUUUAAAUACAUUGGGUAGAAAAGUAUUUUGUUGCGUUUAAAAUAGAAUAAAAUUUAAUGUUAAUACUUGGGGUAGCUAUAUUAUAAGGGUAGCCAGUUGGUGGGACCAAUAUUUACUAGUGUAGAUAUUUUUAAGGUAAAUAAUUCUUUAAUUCGCAUGGGUUAACUUUCUAGGUAUUCUGUUGAAUGUUGUAUUUAAUAGCCAUUUACUUAAUCCGUUACACAUAUUGAUGGCUUAGUUUUAUGUUCAGCAUUACUUAUAUGUUGAAUGAAUUGCUUGAUAAAUGAUAAUAAUCAGUAGAGGACAUUGGGACAAGUCAUUUCCAUGUGUACUAGAGUUGCAUUCAUUUCUUAUCAACACUUCAAUUUAUUAUUUAUUAAACAAUUUUAAUUUUAAUGAAAAUGUUUGGUAAUGAAACUAUUUGGAUAUUAUUCUGUCAAUAUUUAAAAAUAAGUGCAGCAUGUCAAAUGUAAUUUAAUGAUGAUUUUAAAAAAACAACAGAAUUCCAUUCUGAUUUCCAGACAUGUUACAAGAACACCAUGAACAAGUCAAGGCGGAAGAUUUUGAUGAGCCGCCAUAUCUUGCUGUAACACAUGUCAGAGAUCAAUUGCUGCCUCCCUCACAACGGUACAUAGAAAUAAUAUGUAAACUUCAUUAAUAGUUUUACUAAUGCUUUUGGUUCUUUAUAAAUUUUAUUAAACACCUGAAAUCUAUUUGUUCAAUGCAAUGUACAUGCGAAGAUUAGUUUUCACACUAUAAAUCACUGUUAAUGUUCUGAUAACAAAAGCUGUCAACUAUUAUAGUCACUCAAAGUAAAACACAAAAUAGCUGGUGAUUUAUUAUUGAAUUUUUUUUCUUUUAGACGCCAGCUCCAGCCAAUCUGGGAUAAAGCCGUAGCUUUUAUUGCUGCCAAUGAGUCUAGGAUACGUCUAGAACCACGGCUAAUAGGUGGGGAGGAAUAUGAAGUCUGGCACUGGUUGCAGGUGGGUUGGUAGAAUAUGAAGUCUGGCACUGGUUGUGCCGGUGGGUUGGUAGAAUAUGAAGUAUGGCAUUGGUUGUGCAGGUGGGCUAGUAGAAUAUGAAGUAUGGCAUUGGUACUGCUGGUGGGUUGGUAGAAUAUGAAGUCAGGUACUGGUUGUGCCGGUGGGUUGGUAGAAUAUGAAGUAUGGCAUUGGUUGUGCAGAUCAUCAUCAGUGGCGCUACAGCCCAUGUAGGGCCCUGGCCUGCUCACCACAUCCUUCCAUUCGGAACGAUCCAUGGCUUUCCGCCUCCAUGCACGAACCCCCAACUGGUGUAUAUCCAUUUUCGCAUCAUCGAUCGAUUUCAACCUUGGGCGACCCCUAGUCUGAGUCGUCUGCCCUUAGGCUUCUGCCUUUAUAUAACUUUUGCUGCUCUACAUUCCGGCAUCCAUUCAACUUGUCCUGCCCAGCGUAGUCUGCCUUUUUUUAAAUCAUUGUGACUAUGGGUGGGUCUUUCUUUGUACAAAUGGUUAAGUUCUUGGUUUGUACGAAUUCUCCAGAUAUCAUUUUCUAUCAUUAGGCCGUAUAUCUUUAGGAGGAUUUUCCUCUCCCAUUGUGCUCGUUUAUAGUUGCCCCUAGUUAUUUGAAUGUAGCCGCCACUCUCAAAUUUGUGGUUGUUAAUAUGGAUGUUAUCAUCAGCUUGGGAGUUUCUUGACAUUAUCAUAUAUUUUGUCUUCGGUUCAUUUAUAUCAAGACCAGCUUUGACAGAGGCAUUUUCAAGUUCCCUGAAUGCUUUAAUUAUGUCAUUACGGUUUCUACCCAGUAGCGCUAUAUCGUCUGCAUAUGCCACAUACUGCAAUGGUUGGCUUUAUAAGGUUCCUGAUGGUCGUUGUUCUGUAAUACCUCUCUGGAAGUAGUUUGUUAUGGUUCCACUGGUGCUCACGUUUAUGCUUCUAUUAACUUUUUCUAGCGUGAUGUUAAACAGGAUACAUGAUGGUGAGUCUCCUUGUCUGACGUCCCGAUUAAAUGGGAACUCCCUUGAGUAUUCUCCCUGCUCCUUGAUUCUACUUUUGUAGAUGGCCAUUGUCAAAUGUAUGAGUAUGAGCCGAGUAAGCUUGUUUGUUCUUGUAGAGCAUUGUAUAAGUAAUUCCAGUUUACGCUAUCGUAUGCUGUUUUGUAAUACAGUUGGUGUAUGUUGAUGUUAUAUUUGUAACAUUUCUCCAGGAGAAUUCUUAUAGUAAAAAUAUGAUCUGUGGUUGACCUGCUCUGCCGGAAUCCGCAUUGAUAGUCCCCUAGGAUCUGUUCACUAUUCUUUUCCAGUUUUCUCGCUAUGUUUUGUGAGGAUUUUGUACAUUACAUUAAGAAGGGAGAUUCCUCUAUAGUUUGAGCAGAUGAACUUAGAUCAUUUUUAGUGAAUUCUUAUUAUGAGUGCCGUGUCCCAUUCAAUUGGCAUUUCUUCCUCCUGCCAGAUUCUGGAUAUAAGUUCAUGUAUUUGGCUAUGCAGUUCGUUGCCACCUAGCUUUAUCAGUUCUGCAGAGAUAAGGUCUAUUCCUGAGGCUUUGUUAUUUUUCAUGGUGGAGAUUACAUCUUUUAUUUCAUUUAAUGCUGGUUGGUUGACCAGUAGGUCCGGUCCUCCUUGUGGUGGAUCGUAAUCCUCAUUAGUUCCUCCACCUGAGCCAUUCAGUAAGCCUUCAAAGUGUUGCGCCCAUCUCUUUAGUACUUUACUGCUCUCUGUGAUCAAUUCUCCAUCCGUACUUUCACAUAUGUGGGAUCUUGCUUGAUAGCCAUUCUUUUCCUGCUUUAUCUUCAGGUACAUUCCCCUCACAUCUCUUUCUUUUGCCAACUCUUCUAUCUCUACUAUUUUUUAUUUUUCCCAAACACGGUUUUUUCAUUCUGCAAAUUUUUCUGGCCACCCUUCUUGCUUAAUUAUGUAAUUGCCCUGUUAUUCUUGUCUCCCUUUGCAACAUCAUUAGCAGAGCUUUAUUUCUUUUUCUAUAAGUUCUUUGCAUUCUGCAUCAUACCAUCCUGAUCUUUUCACUACUGGUUUAAAUCCAAUCAUUUCCUCUGUUACACUUGUGACUGUUUGCUUCAUCUUUUCCCAUUGCUGGUUUAUAUCAACAUUGCUGGCUGAUUCUCUUUUGGAUAAUUCUAGUAGAGUUUCAAUCUUCUGUUGAUAUUCCUCCGUAAUUUUUGGGUCCCUACUCAAUUUCUGACUAUUGUACUGUUCUUCUCUUUUAUAUUGUUUAUUGUGGAUGUUACAGAUUCUUUGUUUAUAUUUGAUUCUAACGAGUAUAUGGUCUGAGUCUAUGUCCGCCCCUCUACAACUUUGCACAUCUAAUGUCAGAGCCAUGCCUCCUGUCAAUAAUGGUCUAUUUGAUUACGGGUAAAUCCAUCUGGAGAUAUCCAUAUCGCUUUAUGUAUUUGUUUAUGUUGGAAUAUUGUGCUACUGAUGGUUGUGCAGGUGGUUUGGUAGAAUAUGAAGUCUGGCACUGGUCGCAGGUUGGUUGGUUGAACAGGGGGAAUAUCAUGUUUUUGCUUGGAGUGUUUAGGACAGCACCAGUUAACAUGAACUAAUUUUGGCAAAACUUGCCCAUUUGCUAUUUAGCAGCUCGAGUGAGCCAACUGUCUAGUUAAGGUCUACUCUACUUCAUUUUGAUGACAGUGUAUGCGGCAUGGUAAUCCAAAUCUUGAACUGAUUGUUUAAAUGGGGCCAUGAUGUCAUGUUAGUUAAUGUGUCAAAUUGUACCUGCAAUCUUUUAUUAAAUUUCACUAUUUAUCAAAUUUAAGAAAAAACAUUUCUUUUUCUUCAUUUUUCAGCCAAGUGUAAAUAAUGGUAAAAUAUGGCAAGGUCAAGGUAAGUCUGCAACAAUACUGUUUAUUUUCUAGAAUAAUUUUUUUGGCCAUUCCUAUUUCACACGGUACUUAAACAAUUGAAGAGCAUCUGCCAGGACUCGAUCACCCAUCAUGUGAACAGCAUUAGAAAUUGCAUGAGUAUCUAUUGGUCUUUUGUGUUGCUUUCAGUCUUUGGUGAGAAGAGUGAAAACAACUCUAAUCAAGUCAUCUACAGCCCAACGCCAUGCCUCAAAAUUCGAAAUAUGUUCGAUACCAAUAUGUAAGUAAUUUUUUAAAAUAUCGAAUGGUCAAGCCAUUCUUUUUUUCAAUUAGCUAUUACGUAUGAUAAAAAUUGAGUGUCAAGAGGAUUUGAUAUGUGACGGUAUGCUUGGCUUUAUUUAAACCAAGUAUAAAAAAAAUAAUAUGUGUCAUUUAAAUAACAAAAGCUAAAGUCAAGAGAACCCAGCCGCCUGUAUAAGAAAACAGUUUCUCAAAAUAAAUUGGACACUUGGUACAAUUGUGCAACCAGAAAAAUGAAACAAUUUUAUUUUUAUAAUAAACGCACCCUGCCUAACCUAGUUUUUGUUUACCCCCUUUCAAAUGCAAAUAAUCAAAGGAGCAUAACUCCAUUUCGAAAUUUUAAAAAGUCGUUUUGAAGUUCUAAUAAUGUGACCAAAUUGGAGUGAUGCUGAUAAAAACUGGAUGUAGUGGAGAAAUCAUUCCAUUAUAAUCUCUGAAGUUCAACACCUGAACAUGUCUUCAUGUUUACUGCCUUCACCAUGCCCAUCGUUGUAAGCUGCUUGCAUCCACGUCAGCUGCUUUCAUCCACAUCAGCAGCUUGCAUCCAAGUCAGCUGCUUGGAUCCACAUCAGCUGCUUGCAUCCACAUGAGCUGUUUGCAUCCACAACUGAUAAAGUUAUCUUUAAUCAUAAGUUCAACAACAUAAAUCUCUUUGAUAAUUUCACCCUCAUCUGGCUCAAUAAACUUCUCAAUAGCUUUGAAAAACUACGCUCAACUAAAAAUUCUUGCCUGCCAGUCACAGAAGAAGAUCAAAGCAAUAAAGUUAUUUCUUUGCUCAUUCCCGACAUAGUGCUACUUCUGUACUUAAGUUAUAGUCCAGGGAAAGGGAUGUUACUCUGUUUUGCAAUUGAUGUAAAAUAUUUCUUAGCUGAUAAAUAUUAAUUAGUAUUAAAGAAUUAAGGAUAAAUGCAUCCAGAAAUCAAUAAGGUUUUAUCAAAUUAUAACAAACCAGGUGCAAUUUAAAAAAAUAGAUUUUUUUUUUUGCACCUUAGAUGAAGACAUGCUAGAAUUAGAGGCACUAUAGAUUGAAAGUAAAAGACAAGAUAAAAACUUUUUGUUUUUUAAGUUAAAUCCUGCAGAAUCACACCUCCACAAGAUUUCAUUGCUAUUUUAAAAUCAAAAUGAGAGAGGUGUGCCGCUAUGCUCUGGGACGCAUCUGUCCAAUGCAUGUAGUCGCAACCCUCUGGAAUGAGUUAAAGUUGCCAUGUGCUUGAUGUGCAGUAAACUUUAGAAGUCGUGCUGUUUGGGUGUUCGUUAUUAUCAUUGUGUUUGUUGGUAUGAUUAGGGUGUUUGAUAUUAUCAUGGUGUUUGUUGGUAUGAACAAGGAGUAUAAUACAGCAAAAGCUGGUACACGUCAGUACAGGAAGUAGCUUGUAUGAAUUAAGGAGGUCGGUGAACAUUACGAUAGGCAGGAACGUGUUAAAGUUGAUAUCAAUGUAUUACAUCCACAUGAUACAACAGUGAAUAUUAUCCUCAAAUAGGGAGAGUGGUGAGAAUUGGGAGAGCAGUGUUACGGAUGCCAUCUUGGAGAAGUGUAAAAACAUCAAGCACAUAGUUCAUAUAUAUGUUGAUGUCGACUCAAGGGAAGGCUGUGUUUACCUUAAGUGUUCAAGCUGUGAGGCUGCUGGCAAGGCCAGGCAAUCCUUACAUGGCUGGUGGUUUGAUGGUGAGUACAAUGCAAACACAGAUAGAAAUCUGUCAUGAAUUUUAGGUGAUUUUUCAAUUGCUCCCAAUUAUAAUGAUAUAUUAUCACUGUAACUUUAAAUGAAGUUUGUGAAAUAUGAGAUUUAAACAAAUAUCAUUAUUAUGAAAGAUCAGGGGUCUCCCCACAUCCUCUAAAAUUAGUUACAAAAUUAAAUUACUAGAAGAUGCAUUUAAAUGCUGCCUCAUUGGCCUUGAAACCCUUUCUGUGGUGUCAUUAAAAUUACAAAUGAUUCAAUGUGUAUUGGUUAUGGGGAACUCACUCUAUACAAAUGAGUUUAUUUCUUAUUUACGUUUCUAUCAGUGUGUUAACAAGCUUUUAUCAGGACUUUUUGGUGGGAUUAAUUGGGUGGGAAGUUUGCUCAAUUUUGUUUACUGCUGUAUUGUACUGCUGUACUGAGGCUGGAGAGGGUCACCCUCUCCAUUGCAAAAUCCACACAGAAUUUAUUUAUUGAAAUUAUUUGAAAUGGAUUAAAUUGAAAGCAAUGAUUUCACAGUUGAAAAAAAUUGAUUUGCAUAGAACAACUUGUCAAGAAGUGAACAUAGUAUUCAAAGAUAACUAACAUAGUAUUCAAAGAUAACUCAACAUAGUCUUCAAAGAUAACUCAACAUAGUAUUCAAAGAUUGGCCAUUUAGUUUACCAUUUAUUGCUAAAGAAUAAUUUUUUUUAAAUUCUUCUAAGUUUACACAGGGAUUUGAACAUUAGAAAAGCAAGAGGGAGGGAUUGACCAAUGGUAGAUAAGCCUAUUACACAGAUAGCAUCCUGUAGAAAAAUGAUAUUGAAGUAUUCCAAAAGUUUAUUCAACUAUUUUUCAAAUACCAUUUAAGAAGAAUUUAGAACACACAAAAGUCCCUCUCCCUCCAAAGUGUUCCCUCUGGUCGAUUGCACCCUCCGCACUCCCAGGGUUUGACAAUGUGUUAUAGUCACCUUGAAACUUAAACUGCACACCAUUUACAAAUCCUUGCACACCUGGAGUGACAUGAAUGCAAGAUCUAUAGUUGGAAAUAUUUAGUCAAAUAAUUGAAUACUAUGACAAGGAACUUUAUCUUCGCUUUCCAUUUUUGACUGUUUUCAGGUCGCCUGGUUACAGUCAAACACCUGAAAUUGGAUCACUACCACAAGCGUUGGCCUGAUGCAAAGCAUGCUACCGUCCCUUUGAAACCUUCAACGGAUCAGAUGAAAUCUCUAUCCCAGCCCUACUAUCGAUCGUCUUUGGAAAUGACGUAAAUGUAACAUUUAUUUGUAAAUGUUUCAGUUUUGGGUUUUUAAAAAGUCAUGCUAGUGUUUUUUAUCACAGACGGUGAAGAUUUUUAUGUCAUUAUGCCCGGUCUAGAAUCACGUGUCUAACUCCUCCCCUUCAUUUAUGGAGAUGAUUAUCUACCCUUUCAUUUAUACAGAUAGAUUAUUCUUGAUCUAUUAUGCCAUUCUGUUGACAUUUUAUUUUGUAGAUUUGGAUUCGCUAAAAGCUUCUAAAGCAGAUUUUAUUGUAAAGACUGUUUGUCAUCUGGUGGACCUUCUUAUCGUUCAUCUGUUGGACCUUGUUAUCAUCUGAUGGACCUUGUUGUUGAAAGAAGAACAUUGAUAAUAGCAGUAGUAUUUGUUUCUAAGCUGGUGCGAUUGUUUGCAGCCAUGUUCAAAUAACUCGAAGAAAUCGUCUCCCUUUCACAUUACGACAACUGCUUACUUUUAAUUGUUUCAAUCUGUAAUACAAGAAUUAUUGUCGUUGAUUUUAUUGUCAAUUGAUCUCCCCUAAAGUGUAAGCUGUUCUAUUGGUCUCCCUUGAAAAGUAAGCUGUUCGGAAAUUCUCCAUUGCAUUGGUCACCCUUGAAAAUUCAGCCGAAGUUCUCCAUUGCAUUGGUCUCCCUUGAAAAGUCAGCUGUUCCGAAGUUCUCCAUUGCAUUCAUCUCUUUAAACAUUAGAAAUGAAAAACAUUAAAAUUAAACUCUACAAAGCCAAAGUAUCUGAAAUAAGACCAUGUUAACUUUGGCAACUGGCUUUACUCUCUUGAGCACAAUCCACUUUGGCUUUACUCUCUUGAGCACAAUCCACUUAAGAAAUGAUAGAAUUAGAUCCCCUUUGUUCACUAUUUGGCUCAUGUACAGUUUGAUCAACUUGAUGUACAAUAAAAUUCAGAACUUGACAUCUGUGUCAUACAUUUUAUCUAUUUCUGUAUGUUGUUGUCUUAUCAUUAAUGAAUCAUUAAGACAACAGAGAUGUGUGAGCUAUAAGUAUAAUAUUGUGUGUCCAAUACAAGAUAUUUCUUCUAAAUAAAACUUUGAUAUUAUUAAGAUCUCUGUGCCUGUCCUAUUCUGUCAUAGGAACAGAACAGGGAGGAAACAGGAACAGAAGUUUAACAUAGGUUUGUACAGACUCAAUAGCUAGUCUGUACGACAAAAAUAGUGUACCUUACACAAGUUGAGAGAAUGCUUAUGUAUGGACUUAGUGUUGCCAUCUUUGUUGUUGGGUCUAGGGUAAAUCUCUCUAGAUCUUGUCAGACUGGUGUUUUUUCUAAUCCCGCUGUUGCUCUAAAGUGUUAUAUGGCAUGUUGAGCUCAGCCGCUCCAACUGUGUUUGUUCAACUCUUAAGGAUUGUUGAUGUAAAUACGAUUGUUGGGUUUCAACACUCUUAGUUAUUGCCCUUUUUAUUCUUCUUGACACUUACCGCAGUAAGAUCAUAGUUAUUGCCCUUUGUAUUCUUCUUGACACUUACCACAGUAAGAUCAUACAGAACUUCAUUAUUAAAUGGCAUUUGUGCAUUUUCCCUUGUAAAUAGGAAAAUUAUAUCUUUUGCUUCAACUUGUGUAUGAUAUAUUCAUUGAUAUUAGCCGAACUUAAAAGGAGUGUUGCUACUCUAUUUAAUAUUAUGAAAGAUGAUUAUUUAGCACCUGGUGGCCAAUCCUCAGGCUGCAUGCCGGGCGUUAAAUAUUGUGUCCCGUCAGGUUUCGAAUGUAUAAAAACUAAAAAUUUUCCAUCUUCAUUCAACUUAAAGCUACUUUUCCUUCUUGUUUAAAAGGCACAUAAUUUUAAAUUAAUUAAAUUGAUAAAAAAAGAAAGAAACAGUAAUAUUUCAAUAAAUCUGUACAAUUUAUAUUUUACACAUUUAUUUAAAAAAUGUAUGAAUUACCCUAGGUCAGACUAUAUCUUUUCCUAUUCCAUACCCUAAAAGAGUGCUACAACUGAGGUAUGUGUGCACCAUCACUACUGCUCAUGUAGACUUUGUGACAGGUGUGUGUGAAAAGUGUAGAUGUGUUUUUAUCGGGUAAUUGUUUUGUCAACAUUUAUGGGCUUAUGAAUUGGUUUUUUUUAAAUUAGAAAGUGUCAAGCUAAGAAUGCUACACAUUUCAGUUUGUUGAAUAGCUCCAAUACCAGGAAUAUAUAUUUUUUAAAUAUGCAUAUUAAAAGUAAA
This is a messenger RNA of Lymnaea stagnalis (great pond snail), 17336 nucleotides long. The record is from the annotation of a GenBank genome assembly. NCBI's taxonomy places the organism in Eukaryota, Metazoa, Mollusca, Gastropoda, Lymnaeidae.